CAACCGCCUCACUGAGAGUCUCAUCCACUCUAAAGGAGCCUCUAAACUUAGAGACGACCAGCAAACCGGAGGGACAAACGACUGAGAGAGGGAAUACCUAAAGGACUCCCACAAAGACAUCAUUUUCUUAAAAGGAUUCUUCUUUACGCAUAACUUGUCCAAGAUGCUGAUGUCUACUUUUGUCAUUGUCUUCCUAGGAAGCCUCCACCUGGUGCUCUCCUCCUCCUGCCCCUCCAUGUGUCAGUGUCCCCUGGAGAUGACGAAGUGCGCACCUGGUGUGAGUGUGGUCCUGGAUGGCUGUGGCUGCUGUAAAGUUUGCGCAAGACAGCUGAACGAGGACUGCAGCCUGACCGAGCCCUGCGACCACACCAAAGGGCUGGAGUGCAACUUUGGGGCCAGCUUGGCUGCUACAACCCGAGGAAUCUGCCGUGCCAAGUUAGAAGGCAGACCCUGUGAGUACAACAGCAGGAUUUAUCAGAAUGGAGAAAGCUUCCAGCCCAACUGUAAACACCAGUGCACAUGCAUCGAUGGAGCAGUGGGCUGUGUCCCGCUGUGCCCGCAGGAGCUCUCCCUGCCCAACCUGGGCUGUGCCAACCCCAGACUGGUCAAAGUAGCUGGCCAGUGCUGUGAGGAGUGGGUGUGUGAUGAUGGCAAGGAGACAGACAUCUUAGAGAAGAUCUUUGGCAAAGACAAAGUGGGUGAUGAGCAGGAAAAAGACCUCACCAAGAAGAAUGAGCUCAUUGCAAUUUUCAAGGGAGGACUCAAAUCCCUACCUGCAUUCAGACCACAACCUGAAUUCCACAUGUUUGACAGCCAGAAGUGCAUCAUACAAACCACACCUUGGUCCCCCUGCUCCAAGAGCUGUGGAACUGGCAUAUCCACCAGAAUUACCAACAAUAACAGCGAGUGCAAGCUGGUUAGAGAGACCCGAAUCUGCGAAGUGAGGCCUUGCACCCAAUCACCUUACUACAGCCUCAAGAAAGGAAAGAAGUGCAGCAGAACCAAGAAGUCCAGCCAGCCACUGAAGUUCACCUAUGCCGGCUGCUCCAGCCUGAAGAAGUACCGACCCAGGUACUGUGGAUCUUGCGUAGAUGGCCGCUGCUGCAGCCCCCAUGACACCAAAACCAUCCGCGUAAAGUUCCGUUGUGAUGAUGGCGAGACCUUUCACAAGAACAUCAUGAUGAUCGAGUCCUGCAAGUGCACCUACAACUGUCCACAUGCCAACGAAGCCUCAUACCCCACCUACCGCCUCUCCAAUGACAUCCACAAGUUCAGAGACUGAUGGGUGAUGAGCACCUGAACCCCUCAGAGAGACAAAGAUCAGUAGCAUCACUGGCAGCCAAUGGCAGUCUAAAUGAAUGCAGGGGUGUACAUAAACUACCAUCUUCUUGUUGUAACUAGAUUCCCAAGGAAUUGUGGGCUUACAUCAUGAGGACUCAAUGAAGUGCACUGUUUGCUGUGACUACAUCAGCAUUCUUUAUCUAAACCGCUUCAUAUUAAUGGAGCAUUUAAAGUAGCUUCGUCAUGGAGCCAGAUGUAAUUAAUAUUUGUACAUUAACGCUAGUUGCCGAUACCAAUUCACUAUGUAUAUUUUGAUCCUUUAUUUUGACAUGACCCAGACUGUAGACAUGUGUGCACCUACACAAUUUCAGUUAGCAUAUCAUAUCUUAAGAACAAGACAACAAAAUGUAACCCCUCAACUUGUUUAACAAGUGCGUGGUUUCAUUCCUUCCUGACAUGGGCAUUAUUGUUCAUGUUUUGUGGCAGCUAUUGACAUCCCUUCAUAAAAAA
Nematolebias whitei (Rio pearlfish) is the source of this 1791-nucleotide messenger RNA. It is a transcript of the gene ccn1, whose product is annotated as cellular communication network factor 1. The record is from RefSeq and is a predicted model, not a curated record. The coding region runs from base 164 to 1282 and encodes 372 amino acids. Gene Ontology annotation, biological process: signal transduction. Gene Ontology annotation, cellular component: extracellular region. The transcript has 5 exons. NCBI's taxonomy places the organism in Eukaryota, Metazoa, Chordata, Actinopteri, Cyprinodontiformes, Rivulidae. Gene Ontology annotation, molecular function: protein binding.